CCUGGGCCGGCCUGGGUUCCCGGAGUUGGAGCCGGCUUUCCCAGCUGUGGCCCGGUUACCAAUGGCUCUCCCUGUGGCUGCAGCAGCUCCGGCGGCAGGAGUGCCCUUCCAGAGCUUGCUCCAAGUGCACUCCGGCUCCUUGAGCCAGCGCCGUGCACUCUGCAGCUCUGGCCCGUCACCCGCGUUUAGUGGGAGCGCAGUCAGUGGAGGAAGGGAAGACAAACUUGUGAAAUGGACGAAAGCUUAGGUGGCUGCAGAGGACAGCUCGGCCAUAGCUCAGAGUUUUGGAGACAGGCGAGUUUGAGCUCACAGGGAGGUGUGGUCGCCUCCUGAGGACCGAAGGCCUUCAUUUUUCCACCUUUGUAGCCUGUGCUUCCGAAUGAGUGUUUUAAGAAGUCCGACCUCACAGUCUUCUGUGCUUAAGAACUGGAGGUGGCAAGGAAGGACUUUUGUUACAGAUUGUCCGUUUUUGCUUGGGGAAACGCAAUGCGCUGCCUGACUUCUCAUGACUGGAAAGCCUACCUUACCCUUUUUGUACUCCUGGAGGGGAGUCUUGCUCACAUGUUUACCUGCGGCUAGGACAAGGAAGAGAAAAGAGAUGAGCCGUCAGACUGCUACAGCAUUACCUACUGGUACCUCAAAGUGUCCGCCAUCCCAGAGGGUGCCUGCCCUGACUGGCACGACAGCAUCCAACAAUGACUUGGCGAGUCUUUUUGAGUGUCCUGUCUGCUUUGACUAUGUGUUACCACCCAUUCUUCAAUGUCAGAGUGGCCAUCUUGUUUGUAGCAACUGUCGCCCGAAGCUCACAUGUUGUCCAACUUGCCGGGGCCCGUUGGGAUCCAUUCGCAACUUGGCUAUGGAGAAAGUGGCCAAUUCAGUACUUUUCCCUUGUAAAUAUGCCUCUUCUGGAUGUGAAAUAACUCUGCCACAUACAGAAAAAGCAGACCACGAAGAGCUCUGUGAGUUUAGGCCUUAUUCCUGCCCAUGCCCUGGUGCUUCCUGUAAAUGGCAAGGCUCUUUGGAUGCUGUAAUGCCCCAUCUGAUGCAUCAGCACAAGUCCAUUACAACCCUACAGGGAGAGGAUAUAGUUUUCCUUGCUACAGACAUUAAUCUUCCUGGUGCUGUUGACUGGGUGAUGAUGCAGUCCUGUUUUGGCUUUCACUUCAUGUUAGUCUUGGAGAAACAGGAAAAAUACGAUGGUCACCAGCAAUUCUUCGCAAUUGUACAGCUGAUAGGAACACGCAAGCAAGCUGAAAAUUUUGCUUAUCGACUUGAGCUAAAUGGUCAUAGGCGGCGAUUGACUUGGGAAGCGACUCCUCGAUCUAUUCAUGAGGGAAUUGCAACAGCCAUUAUGAAUAGUGACUGCCUAGUCUUUGACACCAGCAUUGCACAGCUUUUUGCAGAAAACGGCAAUUUAGGCAUCAAUGUAACUAUUUCCAUGUGUUGAAACGGCAAUCAAACAUUUUCUGGCCAGUGUUUAAAACUGUUGCAUUCAAUUUCACAGGAGAAUAAGGCACCCAUCUGCCUACCAACCUGAAACUCUUUUGGUAGGUGGAAGCUAGACACAUGAAGGUAAAUAAAAAGAAAGGCUGUUAAAUACAGGAAACAGUUGCAUGUAGUAACACUAAUAUAUUUAAAAAUAAGUCAACAGUAAACCACUGAAAAAAUAUAUAUAUAUACACCCAAGAUGGGCAUCUUUUGUAUUAAGAGAGCAAGCAUUGUAAAAUAAUUCUGACUUUUGUGUUUGUUGUAGAUUGAUUGUAUUGUUGAAAAUAUUGGGUUUUUUGUUUUGUUUUUGUUUUUUUUUGCGUGUGUGUGUGUGUGUGUGUGUGUGUGUGUGUGUGUUUAACUGACAAGCCAUCUGAGUGGUCUUGGGCCACUGCUUCUCCCUUUGUGAGUCAAUACAUAGUGCUGCUGGUUGUUUUUUUUUUUUUUGGCUGUGUGUGCAUUUGCUAAUUUUUAUUAAUUCUAGUUUUUCAUUAAAUAAAUUUGACUUUCUUUUCUGUAAUUUCAGGUUUUUCCUCACUUUUUUUGUACCUUUUUAAAGUUAGUGUCUUUUUGAUAUGCGUAAUUGUUUAUGGUAAAGUUUGUGUUCAAUACAUAUUUUUCCCCUCAUUAAUCAGUUUUUUAGAAAUAUUUUAAAUUCAGCUAUUUUGUGAAGAUAUGAGUCCCAGAAAGGAAAGGUUACAUCAAAGAAAAAUUAUCAAAAACUAUUUAAAGCAACUAUAAGGUGGUCUCUUUCUCUUCUUUCAUCCUCUUUUCCAGUUCAGUCAUACCUUCCAGCUUACUCUGAAAAGUUAGGGAAUAUAUUCUGAUUUAUAUAAAUACUGAAAAAAAUCAGGCUUUUUUCCUUCUCAAAUAUCUUGGACAAAUCACAUGUUUAGAAAUUUGUUCUUGUAUUUAUUGGUUUUGCAGAAGAAGGCAUCAUCAUACACAGUAUUUGUAAUUAAGAGCAAAUCAUUUGUUUAAAAAAAGGCAGUUUGCAAAAAAAAAUUUAUGUUUUUGGUCUUUUAUAAUUCUCAUUAAAAGAUUAUCUGGCAAAUUAAAAAAAUCUUAAUGUGUCUGCUUCAGCUGUAAGUGUGGUGAAGUCCAGAGUCAUUUUCCUGUUCCAUUUUGUGCUUUAAUUAUACAGCAGAAAAUACUGUGCUGUCACUCUGUAGUGUGGCAGAGUUUUAUUCUAAGUGCAGCAGGAGCCAGGCAUGUGGCCUCUGGACUGCCCCUGGCUCCCCUCAUUCCCCCCCCCCUCCCAUUUUGAUUUUCCACAAGGAAAUCCACAGAAUUCAGGAGAAAGAUUGACUAAAAUUUUUAGCUGAUCACUUUUGUCCCCUUAAAAACAAAAAUUAGUUUUUGGUAUUUCAUAGCUCUGCUGGUUAAGUAUCUUGGCUCUGCUCCACUUAUAGCUGUAUGACCUUGGGCCCUAGUUUCCUAAUGUCUAAAAAGGGGUUACAUCCUAGUAGCUACCUCACAGGGUUAAAUAAGACACAGUAAAGUUACCCGAUCAAUGCUUUGUACAUAUUGUUGCUGGGAUUAUUAUUUUUUAAAAAAACUCUUGGUACUUUAUAAUCAUUGUUUCAUUAAAACCUCAGGUUUUGCCUGGUGUGGUGGUGCAGGCCUGUAAUCCCAGUGACUCAGGAGACUGAGGCAGAAGGAUUGCAGUACUUGGCAAAACUCUGUCUCAAAGUAUAAAAUAAGAGGAGGACUGGGGAUGGGGUUCAGUGUUUAGGCACUCAUGGGUUCAAUUCCUAGUAUUAAAAAAUAAGAAGCCCUCAGUUUUUACUAAUUCAAGUAAAUUUAGGUAAAUUUUGUGUAUGUUUGACAACUAGCUAGUAAAGCUGACAUUUUUUAUAUUUUAUGUUUCAGUCAUCAUUCUACUUUGGUCUGCAGUGAUGAGCUCUAAAGCCACAUUGCUUUGGUCUAUUUGAAAAUUUGGUUUAUUAGGUCUAGCUCUUGUUCUUGAAUUGUUAUAAUAAUGAAUGGUUUCUAUUAAUUUCCCUACCCCUCCUUUGGGUGUCGUCUUUCACAUUUUAUGGGGUAGAUGUAGGUAAUAUUCUAUUAUUUUGCUUUUAUAUACUUUUUUUUUUCCUCAUGAUUUUGGGGAUCAAACCCAGGGUAGGUAAGUGCUGUACCACUGAGCUACAAUCCCUAGCCUGAUCUAUAUUUUUCAACUAGAAAUUGUCCUAUUGGAUAGACAUGGACCGGUUUAGUGUGUUAGUGAUCAUUGGAAAGCCUUUUUUUCCUUUGCUUUGAUUUUUAUUAUGUAUUACUUAUGUUUUUUUUUUAACACCCACAUUUCUGCAAACUAAAUUUUCAUAAGUGGCUAUAGAUUGCUUAGCUCUCAAAUAGUAGUAUGUGUCCCCUCCACACAAGAGCUCUUUUUAUAUCCAGGAAUCUCUACAAUGAUAGAAUUAUUUCAUUCAGAUUUCUGAGUGGAAGAAUUGGUAAGUAAUCCAAAUUAUAAAAACUGAAUGAAACUACACUGUACCUGGGGUCAGUCUGUGACUGCUGACAAAAGUUAAGAUCAGAAUAUAAUGCAAUGAGUAGAAGGUAUGAAUAACCACCUGGUACUGUGGUUAUCUCUAUGGGUUAUACAAGGAAGGUAGACAGUGUUACAGAUUGAACAUUGUGGAGGUUCAGAGUACCAAGGAUUACCUGGUGAUUUACUGUAAAAUAGAUCAUUUACCAAGAGAAUUUCACAUUAUCUAAGUAUGGCAUUAUCCAGACUAAAUUGUUUGAUACUUACCAAGCACCUAGUAAAAUCUGGUGGCAUACAUUAUUGGGCUCUAAACUUUAACUGCCUAAACUGACUUUUAUUUAAUCUCUGUCAGGUUCUUCAGUAAAAUGAUCUAAUGAUAUCUACUGGUGUAAGUGAAUGAGGUGGGGCUUAUCAUUAGGCCUGGCUCCGUAGCCCAGUGUCUUGCUUAGCUACACAUUUUCCCUAUCUUUAUACAGAUUUAAGCAAUUUCUUUACAUUUUAGUUGUAAUGUUCUGAGGCCUUUCUAAAUUCUGAAAUGCAUUAACAAAUUUGUAGAAAUUAAUGUAAACAGUGGUAUGAAAGAAUGCUGGAUUUUGUAAAGUCACGUUUUGACAGGCUUGCACUAUUAUGUAAAGACUAGAAUUUAGCCUAAAUAUUUUCAUUUCCCUGGAAAUGUGCUGAUAAUAUUAGAUUUGAAUUUAUUUAACAUUUUUUAGUAAUGCUAAAUAGAUUGAAUAACUAUUCUUUAGUUCGUUAAGUACAGACUAUAGUAUGUUUCAAAUAAGUGAAUUUUUAUUGCGAAUAAAGCUUUUCUUAGAAUUAAAAUUACUUUGAUACAACUGUUUUAAAACCUCAAUGACCAGUCAAUUGCCUGUUGUUUAUUUAUUCAGAUAUUUCCAAUAUUUCCUUCCUGUUUUGGUGCUUUUUUAAAAAUAAAGGAUAUAUUCUUUGUGUAGGAUUCACUACAUGUUAGUAAAACAAAACAAAAUAAUGAGUGUGUUAAUAUUGGAUCAUGAAUCAAAUUGGUGACUGUAGUCUGAUUUCUUUUUUUUUCUUUAAUACUAAAGUUUUCACAGGGCAAGGCUCAAAUACAGCUUUUCAUUUUGGCCAAAGUAAUGUGAGCUUGAACAUGUUUUUUUCAUUAAAGCAAAACAAGACUACAUGAUGUUUACAUCUAAUAAUCCCACUUAAAUUUUGGGUUUUAGAAGGAAAUUGAGAAAAUUAACUUUUGUGACUUAAUAUCAAAGACUCUUAAUAUUAAGGUUUACCUCAUUUCAGUAAUAAAGGAAAGUAAUAAGUCCUUUUAACUGGGCAAGUUGAUUACCUGACAGGGUGACUUGGGUAGGGGCAUGUGUUACCUAGUCCUGGAAGCUUGUGGUAGAUACCACUACUAAUGACUGUAUCCAGAGGGGAAUCAAAAUCCUCUUACCUGAAGCAACCAAAACCUAUCAAUUAGAGGUGUUACUGGAAACAAAACUCCUUUGUUUCUGAAGAGAAUCUGUGGUAUGGCCAGAAUACAAUUUUUAAAUUUUAUUUUUGUGUUGGGGGUGAAUCCAGGGCCUCUCAAAUGCUUAAUAAGCAUGUGCCUCUACCAUUGAGCUAUACCCCCAUCCCAGAAUGCAAGUCUUGAUUGCUAUCAGAAGAAAAGGGAAUCGUUACAUGUUCUAGAACAUAACACUGUAUGCCCACUACUCAUUUAAAAUUUCAGGUGUUUAAUAUUCACAAUCAUGGAAUCUUACCUAUGGUCACAUAUUUUCCAGAUGAUAAAUAUGCAGUCUUUUUCACUGAAUUUACAGGUAAUCAAGUGCUUAAGAAUCUCGGCCUCUGAUGCAUGGUUAUUCAUGGUAAGGUUUAAACAGGGACCAAAAAAUGGGUAGUAAAAACUUAUACACUUCUAUUAGAAAUAUAAAAUUGAUAACCAAGGCCUUAAACCUUAUUUAGUUUUAAUACCUUAAGAAUUUUAAAAGCCUAUGCAUUAAAAAACAUCUGGAGUACUGUGGUUAAAUACAUAGAUCCCAAGGUUAAUGUUUUCAAUAUAAAGUCUAGGUUAUUGUGAUACAAGGAGGUCUUAAGAGUAACAACUAGUAAGCUCUGAGUGUCUUCUAAAUAAGUGCUAGAAAAAGACACUCAGCUUCAAGUUAGGGAAAUUUGAAUCAAAAUACUAUUGUCACACUCAUUAGGAAGGCUAUUAUCAAAGUGUUGGCAACGAUGUAGAAAAACUGGAACUUAUGUGCAUUGCUGGUGGGCAUGUCAAAUGGAGCAGCCAAGAUGGAAAAGAAAUUUGGUUAAAAAGUUCAGAUUAUAUGUUUUGUUUGUGGUGCUGUAAUAAAAUACUGAAGACUA
This is a messenger RNA of Ictidomys tridecemlineatus (thirteen-lined ground squirrel), 6316 nucleotides long. It is a transcript of the gene Siah1, whose product is annotated as siah E3 ubiquitin protein ligase 1. The record is from RefSeq and is a predicted model, not a curated record. Lineage: Eukaryota; Metazoa; Chordata; Mammalia; Rodentia; Sciuridae. Gene Ontology annotation, molecular function: ubiquitin conjugating enzyme binding; zinc ion binding; ubiquitin protein ligase activity. Gene Ontology annotation, cellular component: cytoplasm. Gene Ontology annotation, biological process: multicellular organism development; proteasome-mediated ubiquitin-dependent protein catabolic process.